AAUCCCGCGUGCGCAGUCACACGGCCGUGUGCUCACGACGGGGUGGCGCGCGGUGCGCGGUGGCGCGCGUGGCGCGGCGGUGGUGCGCGGCGGUGGCGCGCGGUGGCGCGCGGUCGUGGCGCGCGGUGGCGCGCGCUGGCGCGCGGUGGCGCGCGGUGCGGCGUGCGCGCGGUGGCGCGAGGUGGCGCGAGUGCGCGAGGUGCGCGAGUGGCGCGGUGGGCGCGCGGUGGCGGCGCGGUGGCGCGAGGGGCGCGCGGGCGCGGGGGCGCGGUGGGUCGCGCGGGAGCGGGGCGCGAGUGGCGCGAGGUGGCGCGCGGUGCGCGCGUGCGCGAGGUGGGCGCGCCGGUGGCGCGCGAGGUGGGCGCGGUGGCGCGACAGGUGGCGCGAGGUUGCGCGCGGUGGCGCGAGGUGGCGCGCGUGGCGCGAGUCCGAAGCGCUCUACGCGUACAGGCAGAGUCGCCUAAACGUGGGACACGUGGCUCUCCCCACACACGUACAGAGGGGCGAAGGGGGAGCGUGCAAGCAGUGCUGUGCGUUAGCGGAAGCGGAAACACGCGCUCACCUGCGGAGCGGAGCUGCGAGGGAAGCGGACCCAUCACAAGACUUGCCGCUGGUGGACGGCCUCCUGGCACGCCCGCUACCAACCCCAGCACGCCCUCGCCCAACCUCUCUCUCAGCCGCUCACCUCCGCACCUCGCCCUGCUCGCCCUCCCCUCUACGCCCGCCAUCGCCAUACCUCCUCAACCGGUUCGCCUGCACCACGCCCGCCCCACUGUCUCCCUCGCCACAGCUCGCGCAUGCCAUCCCGCGAUCGCCACGCCCCUCCGUCCCUCCCUGCCUCCACCCGCGCUCGCCCUCGCUGCUGCGGACGCGCCGCGUCAGUUGGGGCUCCGCAGGAAUUCCACGGCUUCCUCUUCUCCCUCCGUCACUCGCCGUCGGGCAACUCUGUCGGGCGGUUGGGGACGUGUCUACGGUGGAAGAAAUGAAAUUAGUGAGAAACUCCUUCUCAAUUCAAUUUUAGACAAACAAAACAAUGCUGAGAUAAAAAAGGAAUUGAAAGUCGAACCACUGCUGAAGAAACUUGAAGGAAAUAAAAGACGGUGUGAACAUCUGGGAAGGACGCCUGACAACGGACUACCAGCACUGGCAGAGGACUGCAGAUGGUCAGGAAGGAGAGAGAUUCUUAUUUCAGAUUUGAUUCAAUUUAAUAGUCCUACCUUAUAUGUAUGUAUGUACUUGGCGCGACAGCCCGUGAACGGGCUGAGGCCUACUGGCAAUGUCCUUGCCUCGCGGCCAUCGGUUAAGGGGUUUGACCAAAUAAUUGAAAUGCAGUUGCUUCUUUGCUGCACACUUGAUAGCAAGGCCGUGCUUAUCGGAGCGAGUCCGACCCGCUGUGAGACUGCCCUGCGCUCUGGUGAGAGUUCUGUCAUUCGGUCGGAAGCGGCCAAGUUCAUCCGAACCAUCGAGUUUGAAUAUAGUAGUCUGUAUAGUACUUACCUGUUGUCUUUAUACAUGAAGUACAUAUCAAGACGCAAAAAAGGUGGUACGGGAUAUUUCUGCUAUAUUCAAUACAAUUGGAAACUUUUCCAACACAGGCAACGUGGAAGGGUGAUUGAUAGAGUAAUAGACCCACGCAAGCUAACUUGGAAGCCAUUAUUAAUUUGCUCCAAAGAACAUCAAGCAAUUACUUUUCUUGGCUACAAUUACUCUUACUUGUCUUUUCUGGGAAAAACUAACUACUACUUCAAAUUCAUUCCAGAUUUUGCAGAAGAUGCAUAUCAGAAUUUUUAUUUUAAGAAAUUAGAAAAAACAUGUUCAUCAACAAAACAACAU
This is a messenger RNA of Gryllus bimaculatus (two-spotted cricket), 1833 nucleotides long. The record is from the annotation of a GenBank genome assembly. Lineage: Eukaryota; Metazoa; Arthropoda; Insecta; Orthoptera; Gryllidae.